Messenger RNA from Xiphophorus couchianus (Monterrey platyfish), 1135 nucleotides. It is a transcript of the gene tnfsf14a, whose product is annotated as TNF superfamily member 14. Bases 317 to 1057 code for a protein of 246 amino acids. The transcript is spliced from 4 exons. The record is from RefSeq and is a predicted model, not a curated record. Lineage: Eukaryota; Metazoa; Chordata; Actinopteri; Cyprinodontiformes; Poeciliidae. Gene Ontology annotation, biological process: immune response. Gene Ontology annotation, cellular component: membrane. Gene Ontology annotation, molecular function: tumor necrosis factor receptor binding.
ACUUCACUUAUAUGGUCGUCUAACUUCAGCCUUUAUAUUUUAAACUGAGAAGCGACCUUUAUGUAAAGUUUCAUUUUGAUACGUACAGUAAAAGUGGAUCUUUUCCAGCCUUCACAGGUGCUGUGGGGAUACAUCUUUAGAUUCCAGUUGCUGUCUGUUUCUGACUACUCAUGAGACAUCUCCACUUGGACCAACCAGAUGUGAGCCCACCCAUUUUGCAAUCUUAUUGCACCUCGCUGCCUCUCCACUGUAGUUUGGUCUCUUCAGCCCCUAGGAAACAGCAGCUUUGACCGCUGGAGGAUCGUUUCUAUCUGAGAUGUUUUUCAAUUUCAAAAGUGGCGUGGGGCGUAUGGCUCACGACCCCUCUGUGUUUGUAGUGGACACCCAUGCCACCCGACCAGCUGUGCCACCUCGACUGGGCAAACAGAAGAAGCAAAGCGGGGUCGCGCAGACUCUGCUGUUCGUCCUGGUGACCCUGGCACUGCUCGGCGUGUUCUUUGAAGCUUUCUUCAUCUAUCGCCUCUACCAAUCUGAAUAUGGCCCCUCAGGUGUCACCUCAAAGCAAAUCAGCGGAAACCCUGAGCCGGAUACUACAGACCCUGAUGGUCGUCUUCUUCCAUCCAAACCGGUUGCACAUCUCACAGACGGCCAAGACGCCCAAGACGCCCAAGACGCCCAUCACGACCCACACGUCAUGGCAUGGAGCGUUAUUGCAGAGCCUCUCCUGUAUGAAAUGAAAUACAAAGACAGACAUCUCAUCAUCCAGAAAGAGGGAUACUACUACAUCUAUUCCAAGGUCUACUACUCACAAGGUGGUGCUUUUUGCCAUUCUGUGAUGAUGCGAACUAAAAUGUAUGCUGGAAAAGGCAUCUCCCUCCUGGAGGCCAGAGAGUAUCUGUCAAAGAAAGACAAAGAAGACAAGAGUUUUUCCAACAGUUUCCUAGCCGGGGUGUUUUACCUGUCCCAAAAUGAUGCUAUCUAUGUAAAUGUUAGCAGCACAAAACAGAUUAUCAGCCACAGAUCUUAUGAGAAUGUGUUUGGUGCAUAUAUGAUAUAGAUAUCAGACCGACAGGAGAUUAAAAAAGAGCUUAUAACUCUUUUCAGGGACAUUUUUAAUUGCCUUUUAUACUUGAUC